UAUCAUGUAUACUAGUUGAACUAUGGAGCGCGUGGAUAAACGCAAAAGGGACCUAAAAUCAAGGCUUUACAAACUAUUAAAAUGGCAAGAACAUGCGACAUUCAUUCACUAACAUGAUCUGUUAGUGUGCUUAUUUUUUAACUUUAUGAAAAUCUUCCGAAACAAUAUGUAUUUAUUGAAGUGAAAUAUAACAGAUGUGUUUGGUGGUGAGCGCGCGUGCUUGUUCAUUCAUGAAUGAACUUGGUGUAGGUGAAGCGCGUGAGCUGCAGUAAACAGUGGGGUGGGGCGAGUGUACGCUUGGCUCGUGCGUAACGGUGCACGAUACGCCCUGAACACCUACAUGAGGCGAACAGGGCGCGCGCAGAGGACUGAUUGAACGGUAUGUUUCAGCCACGGAGAUCUUUUCUUUCUGAAACCUGCAUGAUGGGAAUAAAUGUGGAAUGAUGCUUUUUGCUGUGCUUUUUUCGAGAGUACUUUUCAGGGACUCGUCACGAGAACCUCAUCCGGUUUCCGACUGUGAGAAGGGAAAAGAGUUGCAUUUCCAGUUAGUGAGUCGAGAGAUGGAGUUCUGCAACUUUUAAGGAGCUCGCCGCGCGCGAGUGUAAGAGAGAGACAGAGCGCGCGCGAGUGUAAGAAAGAGACAGAGCGCGCGCUCGCGACAGGAGACAGGUUAAGCUCGGCGAUGCCUUCUCUGCAUCAUGGCGCCGUGUUCAUUGGGGUCUUCCUCAUCGUCACAGGCGGCUCGACCGCCUUCUUGACGUCCAGCCAGAGCAGACUGCAGGCGUUCAGCCUGUGCUGCGUGGUGCUAGGUGCAGUCAUGCUCAUCCUUGGCCUCUUUUGGGCCAUGAACGGAAAGAGCCGCCAGGGCUCCUACACUAAUGAAUACACGCACGACUACGGGCACGUGCUGUUCAGCCCACCACCCGGGAGCCACUUCCCGGAGUCCCAGUCCGUCAUCUUGCACAGAACGUUGGAAAGGCAGAGACGAGGGCUGUACGGAGACGAUUUUGACUACCCUCCCAUGGAGCCAACAUGUUUCAGCCCAGCUGCUCGAGGGCCACCACCCCACUGGGAGAUGGAACCUCCACCUCCGUAUGAAGUGGCCAUCAAAACGACAUGCAGCUCCACGAACAUGCGACGCAGUUACUCGGAUACACUGUUGCCCACUGAACCGCUCUUCAGUCGCUCCCGCGAGAUCAGCUUUGAAGUGUAAAGGUGCAUUCACACAUACAGAGACUCGCAGCGACAAGGCGACCGGAGAUGUUCAUUUUCAACGAGAGCUGGCGACAUGAGCAACGGCGACCUUUGGCGACCGGGUGUAGGCGUGUCCAGCAACAUGGCAAAGUUGAGAAAGGUUUAACUUUAUGCAACUUUGGAGAGACUUGGUGUAGCGACUGCCAAUGGGAGUGAAGACAGUAGAGUGCAUGUGAUCUGUAGCCACCCUUGCGUACCAGCAGAAGCAACGCCAUUGUGACAGUAGCCAAUUAGCUUAGCUUAAGAUCUUAGCGGGUUUAAAGCAAAAAAAUAAAAGAAAUAAUAAUGAAACACUCACUUUUUGUUGCAAACGAGCAAAAUCCCAGUGUAGCUCCUACCUUGGGUGAAGUAUCCGGUUUGUCGCUGCUUCGGCGCCGGGAACGAGCAGCACCAAGCCGGACACUUCACCCAGGAAACACAGAGGCCACGGUCGAAGAGCUGCUGUCCGGCUCCCGGUCACCAUCGAACAUAUAGUGAAUAACACACCGAUGGUGACGCUCACUUACUGAGAAAGGAGCUACACCGGGAUUUUGCUCAAUUGCAACAAAAAGGGAGUGUGUUUCAUUAUUAUUAUUAUUUUGCUUUAAAUGCGCUAAGGCUAUAAGCUAAGCUAAGCUAAUUGGAGCUUGCACUUUUGCCGCAGAGAGAUGGCAGCAAUGGCAAAGAGCACACACUGCUUCUUAUUCAUCUCGGAUGCAUAUAUACCCUGGUGAGUUUUAUAUAAGAUCGCUCUCCCUCCACAAUGUUUAAUUUUAGCAGCAACAAAACUGGUUUGUUGUCAAAAUUGGAAUGCUAGUUGCACCACCCACUGAUGCUACUACUGCAACCGGUAGUAGGAAUGCCUACCUGCGACUUCAUAGUACAGUGACUUGCAGCGAUAAAAUUGCUGUAUGUGUGAAUGCACCUUAAGGCUUGUGCUGUCAACAAGCCAUUAGGUUGCACCCAUUUGCUGCAACCACCAACUAGUGCGGAUCAUGGCUUGCCCAGGGAACCCACACUCCAAGUGUGCUUUAUAAACCAUUAGUAUUGAAGCUACUUAAUUUUCAUCUCUGAUCACAAUGAGUUCCAUUUUGAAUAUGGUCAAAAGGGAAAUUCUGUAACCUUAUAAAAUGGUAACGUCCCUAGGACUGUUUAGUGUCUGCUGUUCCCUGCUGUGAAGUGUGUUCUUUUGUAAUUAUAUUCAGAAGGUAUAGUUACCACUGAUGGAAAAACGCCUGAUCUCGCUCAGUAUUUUCACGACAGCCACUGUCCUUUCUCCAUGCAGCUACUGCAUUUUCUCUCCAUACAUGACACUGACAU
Molecule: messenger RNA, 2553 nt
Organism: Ictalurus punctatus (channel catfish)
Lineage: Eukaryota; Metazoa; Chordata; Actinopteri; Siluriformes; Ictaluridae
Exons: 2
Coding region: 683-1213 (176 amino acids)
Source: RefSeq, a predicted model, not a curated record